AUGCGCAGUCUCAAUCUCCUCUUCCUAGCAGCAGUGCCUCUGGCAGCCGCCGUAUGCUACUAUCCAUCCGGAUACAGCGAAGCCAGCCUCGAAUACCAGCCAUGCAACCAGUACACCGGCGCCAGUAUGUGCUGUGGCACAAACCGCAACAACCCGUCUGGUAACAGCAGAGACAAUGGAAACGGAAACACUCAAGACAAGUGCUUGAAGAACGGACUGUGCUCGAACGAGUGGGAGACGACCGAUGACAGCGGCGCAACGGUCGAAAACAUAGCAUAUUUCCGUGAUCAAUGCACGUCGACGAACUGGCAGGAUGAUUGCUUGAAUAUCUGCACGCAGGAGACGAAUCCAGGGGUAGGAAGCUCAAGCGAUGUGGUGUUGGUGAUUCCAUGCGAUGGGACGGCAACCUCGAACACCUGGUGCUGUGGCAACAGCACUGACUGCUGCGACAAGUCUCCUAUCACCAUCGCACAGGUCUUUGCUCCGGAUGCCACAACCUCGGCCAGCAGCAGCAGCAGCACGUCGACCCAACACACCACCGCCACUUCCGCGCCAACCUCGACGCCAUCCGCAACUUCAUAUUCGUCGCUGUCACCGUCAUCAUCGUCAGGGCUGUCAAGCGGCGCAAAGGCCGGAAUCAGUGUGGGCGUGGUCCUGGGCGUUCUCGCGAUUCUUACUCUUGGGUUGUUUUUCUUGCGGAGACGCAAGUCGGGAAACGCGGGCAGGACGGAUUACGUGCCAGCCCCGUCGCCGCAAGAGCUCAGCGAGUAUCAGCAGCAACAGCAGCAACAAAGCUAUUACAAGCCCCCGGCUGCGAAUGCUCUCGAAAAGUCCGCAAACCCGGGAGAUCAGAGAUACGAAAAGCCUGCUGACCACGAGUCCCAGCGGUACGAGAUGCCGAGUUGA
Messenger RNA from Talaromyces rugulosus, 906 nucleotides. RefSeq lists its product as uncharacterized. Bases 1 to 906 code for a protein of 301 amino acids. The record is from RefSeq and is a predicted model, not a curated record. The transcript is spliced from 2 exons. Lineage: Eukaryota; Fungi; Ascomycota; Eurotiomycetes; Eurotiales; Trichocomaceae.